CUAAAGUCAAAUCCAACGAGAAGGCAGCCUAAGCCAAGUACCAAAGCCUUAUUGUAGCCUAAGCCGAAACCAGAAGAAGCAGUCCUAUAGAAAAAAUAAAUGGAGAAGGGUAAAGGAGUGAUGGGGUACGGCCGAAGAUGGGCCGUCGAUUUCUCCGAUAAUUCCACCGCUCCUUCCUCUCGUGACAUCCCCGAUCCUCCCGGCUUCACUCGUGCUUCGGUGGAUCAGGACGAGUCGGCUGUGAGUCGCCAAAAGAAGGAUGCCGAAUCCAAUUGGAAAGCGCAGAAAGCUUGGGAAGUGGCACAAGCGCCUUUCAAGAAUUUGCUAAUGAUGGGCUUCAUGAUGUGGAUGGCUGGAAGUACAGUGCAUCUCUUCAGCAUUGGUAUCACUUUUUCAGCACUCUGGCAGCCUAUUAGUGCUCUUCAAGGGGUUGGGAAAGUUUUUGAGCCUUUUAAAGAUAAUAAAGUAGAUCUUCUUGGGCCUAAGUUGCUUUUCAUUGCCCUUAAUUUGGGUGGUUUAGCACUUGGUGUUUGGAAGCUUAACACAUUGGGGCUUCUUCCAACACAUGCAUCAGACUGGGUAUCAUCCUUACCCCCAGCUCAGGAGGUUGAGUAUUCGGGCGGGGGUAUUCCUCUGCAAUAAUGUGCUCGUUCAUCAUUGAUUCUCUGACCACUUUCCGGAGGUGCUGAGUGGAAGUAACUUAUGAGGGCUGGUGGAACUCGGAAGUCUUUCCUGAUGUCUUCUCGAGACGAAGAAGAACCCCACCAUAGAUUUUAUGUUAAAUUUUAUGGACCUUGUAGCUGUAGCGUGGCAUGGCAUGAUUAAGAGACAUAGGCUUGUUGUUUUUCAUAUGACUUACUAGUGUAUUAUCGUCCAAAAUAAAAAAAUUGUUUUCAGG
This is a messenger RNA of Durio zibethinus, 898 nucleotides long. RefSeq lists its product as uncharacterized. NCBI's taxonomy places the organism in Eukaryota, Viridiplantae, Streptophyta, Magnoliopsida, Malvales, Malvaceae. The record is from RefSeq and is a predicted model, not a curated record.